GAUAUAGUGAAUGCAGGGUCCUGGGAGACCAGAUAUAGUGAAUGCAGGGGUCCGGGGAGACCGGAUAUAGUGAAUGCAGGGUCCGGGGAGACCGGAUAUAGUGAAUGCAGGGUCCGGGGAGACCGGAUAUAGUGAAUGCAGGGUCCUGGGAAACCGGAUAUAGUGAAUGCAGGGUCCUGGGAGACCGGAUAUAGUGAAUGCAGGGUCCGGGGGAGACCGGAUAUAGUGAAUGCAGGGUCCGGGGAGACCAGAUAUAGUGAAUGCAGGGUCCUGGUAGACCAGAUAUAGUGAAUGCAGGGUCC
Messenger RNA from Staurois parvus, 302 nucleotides. The record is from the annotation of a GenBank genome assembly. NCBI's taxonomy places the organism in Eukaryota, Metazoa, Chordata, Amphibia, Anura, Ranidae.